Molecule: messenger RNA, 2357 nt
Organism: Nanorana parkeri
Lineage: Eukaryota; Metazoa; Chordata; Amphibia; Anura; Dicroglossidae
Product: solute carrier family 26 member 6-like
Biological process (GO): transmembrane transport
Cellular component (GO): membrane
Molecular function (GO): secondary active sulfate transmembrane transporter activity; bicarbonate transmembrane transporter activity; chloride transmembrane transporter activity
Source: RefSeq, a predicted model, not a curated record
CUCUACAUAGUCCAUGACAGCAGACCUGUAUGGAAGCCACUGAGGAUCAUCUCACUAUGAUGGAGGAUAAGCAGGUCCAAGCUUCGGAAAACGGUCAUCUUAAGAAGCCGCAGGUGGUAAGCGAGGCUGACUUGGACCAAAUUGCCCCUAGAACAAAGAUUUUAAAACCAUCGCUCUGGACGAGGUGCAAGAACCAGAUAAGAUGCUCCCAAAAUACAGCCAUAUGCUUGCUGCUGAAAUAUGUUCCUGUCCUGCGAUGGCUGCCGCGGUACCCUGCCCGGGAGUGGAUGCUGGGAGAUGCCAUCUCUGGGAUUAGUGUUGGCAUAGUUCAGCUGCCUCAAGGACUGGCAUAUGCUCUCUUGGCUGGCCUACCGCCUGUCUUUGGGCUCUACACCUCAUUUUAUCCUGUGCUUAUGUAUUUUCUUCUGGGGACCUCAAGACACAUAUCUGUAGGAACAUUCGCUGUGGUCUGUGUCAUGAUUGGCAGUGUCACGGAAUCCCUGGCGCCCAACGAGAACUUUAUGGCAGGAGAAAAUGCAACAUUUAUCGACACGGUAGCCAGAGACGCGAUGAGAGUGGAGCUGGCCAUGGCGCUGGCAUUCCUUGCAGGACUGUUUCAGAUCGCUCUUGGCCUGAUCCAGUUUGGAUGUGUCGUGACAUAUCUCUCUGACCCGUUGAUAAGCGGAUACACCACAGCGUCGGCAGUCCACGUGCUGGUGUCACAGCUCAAAUACCUCUUUGGGAUUAGAAUGACCCAGAAAACGGAGCCACUGUCAUUAAUAUAUACUGUAGUAAAUCUGUUGUCAAGAAUCACCCACACAAACAUCGGCACGUUGGUCACCAGCGUUGUCUCCACUGUGGUCCUCAUUCUGAUGAAAUUUUUUAAUGAGAAAUUUGCUUCCAAGCUUCUAAUCCCAGUUCCGAUUGAAUUGAUCCUGCUCAUUGUCUCUACCGGCAUCUCCUACGGUGUUGGACUGUAUGACAAGUAUGGAAUAGAAAAUGUUGGCCACAUCCCUGUUGGCCUAAAGGUUCCUAUGUUACCUGACUUCAGCCUGUUCAGAGACAUCAUUGGGAACUCAUUCGCUAUCGCCGUGGUGGGAUAUGCCAUUACUAUUUCAUUGGGAAAAGUGUUUGCCUCUAAGCAUGGCUACCAGGUGGACAGCAACCAGGAGCUGAUCGCUAUUGGCGUCAGUAAUUUUGUUGGGAGCUUCUUCCAGUGUUUUCCCAUCAGUGCCUCUGUGUCCCGGUCCGUGCUUCAAGAAAGUACUGGAGGAAACAGCCAGAUAGCCAGCGCUAUCGCAUCAUUUGUUAUGUUUGUGAUCAUCCUCCGGGCUGGGGAGCUCUUCCAGGACUUACCAAAGGCCAUCUUAGCGGCAAUCAUUAUAGUGAACUUGAAGGGGAUGUUUAAACAGUUCUCAGAGGUUGGUGUCCUGUGGCGAACCAAUAAAAUCGAUCUGACUAUCUGGUGGGUGACCUUUGCUGCAACAAUUUUGCUAAACAUGGACAUCGGUCUGGCAGUUUCUGUGGCAUUUUCUUUACUGACUGUUAUAUUUCGAACACAGAUGUCCAAUUACUCCAUCCUCGGACAAGUUUAUGAUACCGGGGUCUACAGAGAUGUGUCCAGAUGUCAGCAGGCCAAAGAGCUGCCGGGAAUUAAGAUCUUCCACUCUUCAUCGACAGUCUUCUACGCCAACGCUGAGCAGUACACCCAGGCUCUGUAUCAGAAGUGCGGUCUUGAUGUUGACAGACUUAUUGAAAAGAAGAGGAAAGCCUUAAAGAAACUGAAGAAGAGAGAAAAGAAAGCCAUUAAAAAAGCGAAGAAGGAAAAUGAACUCAGCAAAAAGGUCUCGGGACAUGACAAUAUGGCUUUUGAUCGCCUCGAACUUGGAAAACUUGAAUAUGAAAUUGAAGAGAAUAAAGAGCACGAUAUGACCGAGGGGUCCAUUAUCGUUGUACCCGGCCAGGCAUCCAGCCAUGACCCCGGAGGGAGAAGUCUGCUGCAGUCUCUGGGUUUGGACAAACCGAAUUUCCACUCAUUGAUAUUGGACUUUUCUGCUGUGAAUUUCGUAGAUACCGUCUGUGUGAAAGUCUUAAGAAAUAUUUUAAAUAAUUUUGCUGAAAUAGAAGUGGACGUGUACCUUGCGGGUUGCAAUGUGACAGUGAUUACCGGUCUGGAGGAAGGGAACCUGUUCAAUGAAACAAUUACCAAAUCCCAGGUGUUUCCAUCAAUCCACGACGCAGUUACUUUUCUGACAAUGGAUCACGACCACAUCUCCAUCCGUGGUGUCAAUGUGACUGACGGCGCAUCUAACGUUGAGGUGUCUGUAGUGUUAUUUACUGCUGAGCUUUAUUCAUAG